This is a messenger RNA of Klebsormidium nitens, 2652 nucleotides long. NCBI's taxonomy places the organism in Eukaryota, Viridiplantae, Streptophyta, Klebsormidiophyceae, Klebsormidiales, Klebsormidiaceae. The record is from the annotation of a GenBank genome assembly.
AAGUCACAAACAUUCUCAGGUUGUCCAAAGCUUUCAGCUUUGAGCCCCUUCAGCGUUUGUUUAUCAGCCCCCGCCAUCAGCGAGAUUGAGAGUGAGUUCUCAGCGAGCAGCGAUAGCGAGAGUGUUUUCAGCGCCUUCCGCGUGGCCUCUUGCCAUGGCGGGCUUCUUUUCCACUUUUCUGGGGGUGUUUGAGAGGUACAGCGCUGUCGUGAGGGGCGCUGUCUACGGGGGCAUGACCCCCCUCUUCAGCAGCUGGGAUGAUCUCUCAUUUGACGAUCUGCUGGUAGAGGUGGGGCGGGGGAUUGCGCUGGGCGCCCUGCAGGGACUCCUUGGGGAUGAGGAGGGGGGGCAGGAGCUUUGCCAGCAGGAGGGGGGGAAGGAGGAAAUGGUGAUGGAGGUUGGGGGGGAGGAGGGAGAGGAGUUCUUGGGGGGAGAGGAGAGAGAGGAGGAGAUCGCGGAGGGAGCAGAGGUGGAGCAGGGUCUCCCAAGCGGGGAGGAGGAGGGACAGCAGGCCAGCCCUGCGUACUCUAUGGAGGAUGCUGACCAGCAGGUAGCAUUCUCCGGGCCCUCUGAGGCGGUUCCCUGCCCCCCCUCCGCUGCCCCCCUGGUCUCACACGAUGCCCCGAGCAGUCACGCACACGACCAGGGGGACAGCGGCAGGGCGUGGGAGGCCCCCCUCGAGGUUGCCUUGGACGGGGUGGGUUUGUUCAGCGCCGACGCAUUCGCACCCCCCGAGAGCACUCCCCCAGGGUUCGGCGUCUUCUCCGGCCCUGACUUUGACCUGGAGGCGCUCCCCAUGCCUAGCCCACACGCCCUAGGCGCCCAGUCUAGUUCCCCCCGCUCCGCCCCCCUAGCAGAGACUGUCACACUCUUUGAGGCACUCCCCGGUAGCGACGUGCUAGCGGCCCCCCCGCUUUCGUCCUGGAGUGAGACCGGUAUUGAGUCCGUGGAGACGGUCGCGGGUCACGUCAGCGAGGGGGAUGAGGAGCACGGGAUUGGGGGUGCGCUGGUUGAUAAGGAGGUGGGGGACUCGCGGUGGCAGAGGGCGGGGGACACGGCGCUGACUCAGCAGUGGCUGCAGCCUCAGGAGCCGGCAACGGACCCAUACGCGUUCUUGGUCGCAGCCGGCCUUGAGUUCUACCCGAAGCUUUCCAUUCUGCAAUUGCUGGGCAGGGGGGGUCAGGGGAUUGUGUGCUCCACCAAAGCACUCAACUCUCAGGGCGAGUGUCGCAUCCUGGCUGCCAAGUUCCUUUUCUGGGGGUCAUUGGUAGAGGCGCAGAAUCUGAUCCAGUGCCGCGCUUGCCCCGACAUCAUUCGCCUGGAGGGCUACACUCUGGAUGGGGGAGAGCUCGGCCUGCUGUUCGAGCUCGCGGACUCCCCCCCGGAGUGGAGCAUUGCCGGUGCCCCCCCCAAGUUCACCCCCGCCCGGCUGUACCAGAUUGCGCGGGACAUGGGGCACGUGGCGGGAGCGCUCGCGUGGCUGCACGAGCACGGCUUGAUCCACCGGGACAUCAAGCCGGAGAACAUUCUCGCCAAGGACGGGGUCGCCAAGCUGGCGGACUUCGGACUGGUGACUUCCGUUGAGGAGGCGGCACAGGGCGGCGACUGCGGCACGCAUGGCUAUAUCGCCCCGGAGGUGUACGUGGAGCGUUGCCACAGCCCCGCGUCGGACAUCUUCGCUGCGGGCGUGACGCUCCACAACCUGCUCACCGGGACCCGCCCCUGCUUCGAGUUCCCCAACGUCGAGGCCCUGCGCGACCAUUUCGACGAAGGCCUGCGGUACACGUGGCCGUCGGACAUCCACCCGUUCGGCUCCGAUCUGGUGGCGCUGGUCGAGCGCUGCUGGCACACGCUGCCCGACGAGCGGCCCACCGCGGCCGCCCUGCAAAAGGCGCUGUUACACAUUUCACAGAACCUGAGCUGGCUGGCACGCGCGACAGCGGCCGCGUGACCGGUGGACGUUUGGCGAGGUUUUAGGGACGGUUUAGCGAGGGUUCGGCGACUUUGGGGCGGCUUUGACGGCGGGGGUUACCAGCGAUGAUUUGGGGGGUUUCGGAGCGAAUUUGCAGAAAGUGAAGCGAGGGGUUUGAGGUGGGGAGUUCAGAGCGUUUGUCGUGUACAGCGAAGUUUCGGGGUUGCUUUGGAGCGGGUUGACACGUGCGAGGGGUUUGCCGAGGGUUGAGAGAUUUUGGACUUGUGAAUGAUGGCUUGGUUUAGAAUAGGAGGCCUUGCAGCUGCGCGCGGCGUUGGACUGGAUGAGAUCGACCUUAACCUGCUUUCGGAGAUUGUCAACGUCUUUCCGGGGCGUUUCGGGUUUGACGGGGCGAGUUGCUAGGUGACGCAGGGAUCAGUUGAUUUUCAUUGAAAGUCACAGGAUGGGAAAACUCAUGGUCCAAAGAACUGUAGCUAAUUGAUCUGCUUACAGCGAUAGGACCGGCAAGAACAUUCUUUACGGAUACUGCCAUUACAGCUUCUGUAGUCGAGUUAGGACAGCUUGGACCGCCACCGAAACAUUUAGGAAAGCUACAGCAAUUUUUUCAACUGCCAUAUCAAUGGCAGGCAUUUGUUGUUUGAGUUGACACGUAGAAACAAUUGAACACUUGUAAAUUCAAACUGCGAAAGACACUUAUUAGAAGGAUCUGUCGUUGCCGG